UGUUGCGUUUUUCCGCUAACUUUACCAACAGGCUUUGGGUGCGCUGCACAAAACACAGGAGCAAUAAAAUGGGUGAUGUCGACAAAUGGAUAGACAUUGUGAAAGAGUGCAAGUACUUGCCGGAAAACGAAUUGAAGAAACUCUGUGAUAUUGUCUGCGACAUACUGUUAGAGGAGACGAACAUACAGCCAGUGAGCACACCCGUCACAGUCUGUGGCGACAUACACGGCCAGUUCUAUGAUCUGGAGCAGCUGUUCCGAACGGGCGGCCAAGUGCCCGACACGAAUUACAUAUUCAUGGGUGACUUUGUCGAUCGGGGAUACUACAGCCUGGAGACCUUCACCCGCCUGCUGACGCUCAAGGCCCGAUACCCAAGUCGAAUUACGCUGCUGCGAGGCAACCACGAGACGCGGCAGAUAACAAAGGUGUAUGGCUUCUUCGACGAAUGCUUCAGCAAAUAUGGCAAUGCGAAUGGCUGGAAGUACUGUUGUAAGGUCUUCGACCUGCUCACCAUUGCUGCGAUCAUUGACGAGAGCGUGCUGUGCGUGCAUGGCGGGCUCAGUCCGGAGAUUAUAACGCUGGAUCAAAUACGGACAAUUGAGCGCAACGGCGAGAUACCCUACAAAGGCGCCUUCUGUGAUCUGGUGUGGUCCGAUCCCGAGGACAUGGAAUACUGGGGCCAGAGUCCGCGAGGCGCCGGCUGGCUAUUUGGCCAUAAUGUGACCAAAGACUUCAUGACCAUCAAUAAUCUGGACUUGAUCUGCCGGGCACACCAGCUGGUCAAUGAAGGCAUCAAGUACAUGUUCGAGGGCAAGCUAGUCACCGUUUGGUCCGCGCCCAACUAUUGCUAUCGCUGCGGCAACGUGGCAGCCAUCCUCAGCUUCGAUACGGCGCAGCAGCGGCAAACGAAAAUCUUUCUGGCCGUGCCCGACUCGGAACGCGUUAUACCCAAACAGAACACGACGCCGUAUUUCCUGUAAGCACGCUAACGGUGCAUGGAGCAGAGCCAACGAACCAUCUAAACCAUCCAAUGACCGACCGACCGACCAACCGCCCGACCGAUCGCCCUCUAGUCGCAACGCUUCAGGGCUGACUCGCUUCGCACUGCCAGCGAUCAAAACUAGAUUGAGGAGUUCACUAGCCGUGCAAAACGGCAGCCGCCAGCAGAGAGACCAAAACGCACACUCACGUA
This is a messenger RNA of Drosophila arizonae, 1192 nucleotides long. It is a transcript of the gene PpV, whose product is annotated as Protein phosphatase V. The record is from RefSeq and is a predicted model, not a curated record. NCBI's taxonomy places the organism in Eukaryota, Metazoa, Arthropoda, Insecta, Diptera, Drosophilidae. Gene Ontology annotation, molecular function: protein serine/threonine phosphatase activity.